AUGGAUAAUAUAAAGCAUACUGGAACAAAAUUUUGCCAGGUUAAAGACUGUAAUGAAUUAUUUGAUUUUAAUUCAAAUAUAAUUCAAAAUGUUUCAAGUCACACUGCAGAAGAGAAACCAUACAGAUAUAAUGCAUGUGGAAAGUCUUAUAACAAACUCUCAUACCUUCAUAUUCAUCACAGAAUCCAUAUUAGAGAGAAACCUUAUAUAUGUGAUGAAUGUGGAAAGUCCUUUGUUCAGUCCUCCACUCUUCAAUGUCACAAGAGAAUCCAUACUGGAGAAAAGCCUUAUAAAUGUGAUGAAUGUGGAAAGUCCUUUGUCCAGUCCUCCAAACUUCAAUGUCACAAGAUAAUCCAUACUGGAGAAAAGCCUUAUAAAUGUGGUGAAUGUGGAAAGUGCUUUAGGAAUGGCUCAUCUCUUUGUGAUCAUCAGAGAAUCCAUACUGGAGAGAAACCUUAUAAAUGUGAUGAAUGUGGAAAAUCCUUUGUCCAGUCCUCCAAUCUUCAGUGUCACAAGAGAAUCCAUACUGGAGAAAAGCCUUAUAAAUGUGAUGAAUGUGGAAAGUCCUUUGUCCAGUCCUCCAAACUUCAAUGUCACAAGAGAAUCCAUACUGGAGAAAAGCCUUAUAAAUGUGAUGACUGUGGAAAGUGCUUUAGGAAUGGCUCAUCUCUUCAUGUUCAUCACAAAAUCCAUACUGGAGAGAAACCUUAUAAGUGUGAUGAAUGUGGAAAGUCCUUUGUCCAGUCCUCAAAUCUUCAAUGUCACAAGAGAAUCCAUACUGGAGAAAAGCCUUAUAAAUGUGAUGAAUGUGGAAAGUGCUUUAGGAAUGGCUCAUCUCUUUGUGCUCAUCAGAGAAACCAUACUGGAGAGAAUCCUUAUAAAUGUGAUGAAUGUGGAAAGUCCUUUGUCAAGUCCUCCAAUCUUCAAUGUCAUAGGAGAAUCCAUACUGGAGAGAAACCUUAUAAAUGUGAUGAAUGUGGAAAGUCCUUUGUCCAAUCCUCUCAACUUCAACGUCAUAGGAGAAUCCAUACUGGAGAAAAGCCUUAUAAAUGUAAUGAAUAUGGAAAGUGCUUUAGGAAUGGCUCAUCUCUUUGUGCUCAUCAGAGAAUCCAUACUGGGGAGAAACCUUAUAAAUGUGAUGAAUGUGGAAAGUCCUUUGUCUAGUCUUCCAAACUUCAAUGUCAUAGGAGAAUCCAUACUGGAGAGAAACCUUAUAAAUGUGAUGAAUGUGGAAAGUGCUUUAGGCACGGCUCUUCUCUUCAUGUUUAUCAUAGCAUCCUUACUAGAGGCCUUUCUAUAUCAAAACCAGAGCAAGUCACCUGGCUUGAACAAAACAAUGAACCCUGGAUCAUGAACACAGAAGAAGCAGAGGGUAGAGAAGCAGAUCUGUUUUGUUAUUCCAUUCAGGAGUUUUUCCCAAACGAGUAUACACAGGAUACUUGCCAAAGAGAAAUAUCUGAACAGUUUGGAUGUAAUAGCCUUGGUGAAUUACACAUAAGGAAGUUCUGGACAUGUAGAUCUGAUAAUGAGGACCCUGAGUCGUGCGCUGAUGGAAUUGAUCUUCAUCCAGCACCCAUCACUGGCAUUCCUGACAGAAUAGAUGAAGAAGUUGCAGCUUCUCCUCACAAAGCUAAUUCUGUAUCAUUUCCAUUCAGAUCCUGA
Molecule: messenger RNA, 1662 nt
Organism: Peromyscus eremicus (cactus mouse)
Lineage: Eukaryota; Metazoa; Chordata; Mammalia; Rodentia; Cricetidae
Product: zinc finger protein 660-like
Exons: 3
Biological process (GO): regulation of transcription by RNA polymerase II
Molecular function (GO): RNA polymerase II cis-regulatory region sequence-specific DNA binding; DNA-binding transcription factor activity
Source: RefSeq, a predicted model, not a curated record